ACGAAAUCCUUAUUUUAGGAUAUCAACUAUUUAAUGCAAUUGGACCGCGACGCUGAUUCUGACUGAACGACAAGAAAUCCAACACUUAUUACCGCCAUGGAUUUGAGGAUCGCAAAACUUUUCAUUGGGUUUUGUGUGUCGUAUGCAGCUCAUCGUAGCGAUCUUAAUCUCACACGGACAAAAAGACAAGAACWGAUCUCCUUAUUAGAGGAAUGUUUGGUGAUGGCUUUUUUCCUAAAUGAUUCCGUGACACUUGUCAUCAUUUAUCUUUUACUUGGUCGUUUAUACCAUCACGCCUAUCAAUCAGCGAAGGCAAUAGAUUAUGUCAAGAACUUCCUAGGCCUUAUUAMUGCCGUUGGAGGCAAUCAUGCUCUAGAGAUGUAUGCUAACAAACAAUUAGGGAUUGCCUAUCAAUCAUUAAGAGAAUAUCACAAGGCGAUUGAAUAUUAUGAAAAGACCUUAGCCAUUGCUAAAGAGAUUGGUGACAGACAAGUAGAAGUAGAUACUUAUGGAAAUUUAGGAAAUUCCUAUAGAUCACUAGGAGAAUGUCACAAGGCGAUCCUAUAUCACGAAAAGACCCUAUCCAUUGCUAAAGAGAUUGGUGACAGAAAAGGAGAAGCAGCUACUUAUGGAAAUUUAGGGGCUGCCUAUUAUUCAUUAGGACAAUAUCGCAAGGCGAUUGUAUAUCAAGAAAAGAGUCUGAGCAUAGCUAAAGAGAUUGGUGACAGACAAGGAGAAGUAUCUAUUUAUGGAAAUUUAGGGAUUAACUGUCAUUCAUUAGGAGAAUAUCACAAGGCGAUUGAAUAUUGCGAAAAGAGACUGAGCAUAGCUAAAGAAAUUUGUGACAGACAAGGAGAAGGAGCUAGUUAUGGAAAUUUAGGGGCUGCCUAUCAAUCAUUAGGAGAAUAUCACAAGGCGAUUGAAUAUCACGAAAAGAGACUGAGCAUAGCUAAAGAGAUUGGUGACAGACAAGGAGAAGGAACUAGUUAUGGAAAUUUAGGAACUGCCUAUUGUUCAUUAGGACAAUAUCGCAAGGCGAUUGAAUAUCACGAAAAGGCCCUAUCCAUUGCUAAAGAGAUUGGUGACAGAAAAGGAGAAGCAGCUACUUAUGGAAAUUUAGGGACUAACUGUCAUUCAUUAGGAGAAUAUCACAAGGCGAUUGAAUAUCACGAAAAGAGACUAAGCAUAGCUAAAGAGAUUGGUGACAGACAAGGAGAAGGAUCUACUUAUGGAAAUUUAGGGAUUAACUGUCAUUCAUUAGGAGAAUAUCACAAGGCGAUUGAAUAUUGCGAAAAGAGACUGAGCAUAGCUAAAGAAAUUUGUGACAGACAAGGAGAAGGAGCUAGUUAUGGAAAUUUAGGGGCUGCCUAUCAAUCAUUAGGAGAAUAUCACAAGGCGAUUGAAUAUCACGAAAAGAGACUGAGCAUAGCUAAAGAGAUUGGUGACAGACAAGGAGAAGGAACUAAUACUUAUGGAAAUUUAGGAAAUUCCUAUAGAUCACUAGGAGAAUGUCACAAGGCGAUCCUAUAUCACGAAAAGACCCUAUCCAUUGCUAAAGAGAUUGGUGACAGAAAAGGAGAAGCAGCUACUUAUGGAAAUUUAGGGGCUGCCUAUUAUUCAUUAGGACAAUAUCGCAAGGCGAUUGUAUAUCAAGAAAAGAGUCUGAGCAUAGCUAAAGAGAUUGGUGACAGACAAGGAGAAGUAUCUAUUUAUGGAAAUUUAGGGAUUAACUGUCAUUCAUUAGGAGAAUAUCACAAGGCGAUUGAAUAUUGCGAAAAGAGACUGAGCAUAGCUAAAGAAAUUUGUGACAGACAAGGAGAAGGAGCUAGUUAUGGAAAUUUAGGGGCUGCCUAUCAAUCAUUAGGAGAAUAUCACAAGGCGAUUGAAUAUCACGAAAAGAGACUGAGCAUAGCUAAAGAGAUUGGUGACAGACAAGGAGAAGGAACUAGUUAUGGAAAUUUAGGGGCUGCCUAUAAUUCAUUAGGACAAUAUCGCAAGGCGAUUGUAUAUCACGAAAACAGACUGAGCAUAGCUAAAGAGAUUGGUGACAAACAAGGAGAAGGAGCUWGUUAUGGAAAUUUAGGGGGUGCCUAUUAUUCAUUAGGACAAUAUCGCAAGUCGAUUGUAUAUGWCGAUAAGAGUCUGAGCAUAGCUAAAGAGAUUGGUGACAAACAAGGAGAAGGAGCUACUUAUGGAAAUUUAGGGGCUGUCUAUCAAUCAUUAGGAGAAUAUCACAAGUCGAUUGAAUAUCACGAAAAGGGACUGAGCAUAGCUAAAACGAUUGAUGACAGAGAAGGACAAGCAACGUCCCAUCAUAAUAUAGGUCAUGUUUAUCAGUUAGAAUCGAGUAUUAAAGACCUCAGCAAAUCAAAACAACACCUGGAGAACAGCAUACAAUGCUACGAGAAAUUGUUUAAUGAUUUAAAAGACAAUGACCAAUUCAAGGUUUCAAUUGUCGAUACAUUCAUCACUACCUACAAGUUCCUCAGCCAAGUCUACAUCAAAACAAGACAAAKUGAAGAAGCUCUCUUAGUAUGUGAACAUGGGCGAGCACGUGCUUUGAGAGAUCUCUUGUCCCUUGAAUACAACACAACUGAGAAAGUCGAAACAAAAGCACUGGAACUUGCAGAUGUCAAGACAAUUUUCUCUCAUCGUGAAGGCUGCAUUCUUUUUUACAAUGUUCAUAGUAACAAGGUUACUUAUCAUAGCUGGGUCAUAUCAUCCCGAAAUCCAUCAGUUCUCUUUUACGAUGAAAUAGACAAUCGCGAUGCUUUGGCAACAAUUUUGUCGAGCCUCUCUGAUGAUGAGAGAAAACAUACCGAAGCGGGAUAUUUUCAAUAUCUCGUUGACAACUGUUUCCAGCAGCUGAAUGUUAGAGAAGGAAAAGUAAUGAAAUGCGAAGACAGAUCAAUGAAGUCACUAGCGCAUGAAGACCUGGAGUGUGCACCCUCGACAAACUCCUCGCAGCUUAGUGAAAAUGCUCUCAAAGCUUUUCAAAAGGUUGACAGAUGCAUUCCCGACGAAGACGACGAUGACAUGGAGCCUCUUGAUAUGCUUUUCUAUAGACUAGUUUCCCCAGUACUGGACCAGCUGACCCACGACGAGGUGAUUAUCAUCCCUGACGGUUAUCUUUUCAUGGUGCCAUUCGCUGCUCUUCAAGAUCCCAAAACAGGCAAGUUUUUAUCGAAAACCAAACGCAUUCGACUGGCUCCUUCUCUGACGACGUUAAAAAUUCUACAAGAAUCCUCACAUGACAAGAAUGUUAGGUCAGGUGCUCUGAUCAUUGGAAACCCCACAACUGGACACGUCAGUCGUAAUGGUCGUACAGUGAUGUUCUCCCCGUUGCCCGGUGCCGAAGAUGAAGCCAUAAAGAUUAGUAAUCUUCUUGGUGUACAGCCAUUGAUWGGKWCUCAAGCAACAAAAGAARCAGUCCUAAGAAGACUUCAACAAGGUGUGUCAAUUAUYCAUUUUGCUGCACAUGGUAGUAAGGAAAAUGGACAGAUUGCUCUCGCUCCKYCUAAACCUACGACGUACUCGAGUCCAGCAGAGGAGAAKGACUGCRUCUUGACAAUGAAAGAAGUACAAGAGAGUGGAAUUCGUGCUCAACUGGUUGUCCUCAGCUGUUGCUACAGUGGUCGAGGAGACAUCAGGUCUGAAGGAGUUGUUGGGAUGACUCGAGCCUUUCUUGCUGCAGGAGCUCGUGCCGUUGUAGCGUCAUUGUGGGCAAUUGAUGACACAGCAACAAUGUUCUUCAUGCUGAAAUUCUAUUCCCAUCUUAAGAAUGGAGAGAGUGCGAGUAAGAGUCUGCAGCAGGCAAUGAWRGASAUGAGAGAGAUAUACGAGGAACCAAUGUACUGGGCUGGAUUCUUUCUGAUUGGAGACGAUGUCACCAUCACAGUAUGAUCGAACAUUAAUUAGAUAAGUCAACAAUUUCAGUAAUUUCAAAUGAGUGUUCACUUUAAUCUAUUGUUUGACAAAUGUUUUUCUUCAUA
Molecule: messenger RNA, 3992 nt
Organism: Exaiptasia diaphana
Lineage: Eukaryota; Metazoa; Cnidaria; Anthozoa; Actiniaria; Aiptasiidae
Product: tetratricopeptide repeat protein 28
Exons: 6
Coding region: 97-3903 (1268 amino acids)
Molecular function (GO): protein binding
Source: RefSeq, a predicted model, not a curated record